UAUAUAAACUGCAGGAAACUAGAUCAAGACAGUUUUUGACACAUCUGCCUCUCAGUGUCUGUUUACGACUUAUUAAGACAAGUGACAUGGACGAUCUCGACCAAAGUCAGAUACAAAUGCUGAAGAAGGCAUUUGAUACCUUCGAUCAAGAGAAGAAAGGAGUCAUCAGCACCGACAUGAUUGGUACAAUUUUAGACAUGCUGGGUCACGAAUUAGACGAUGAAACUCUGUCAGAAAUUAUUCAGGAAUACGAUGUAAACGGUACUGGUGUUUUGGAAUUCAAGGAAUUUUGUUCAUUAGCAUCAAGAUUCAUGGUUGAGGAGUUAGACGCUGAAGCUAUGCUGGCCGAACUAAGAGAGGCAUUCCGGUUGUAUGACAGAGAAGGCAAUGGCUACAUCACAACGGAAGUAUUAAAAGAAAUAUUCAAAGAAUUGGACAAUACUUUAUCAAAUGAAGACUUAGAGUCAAUGAUAACAGAGAUUGACACAGACGGAUCAGGGACAGUUGAUUUCGAUGAAUUCCUUGAAGUAAUGACUGGUGAAUAAUUAUUUAUAAAAUCAACCACUUAAAGUAAUGUUAUGUUAAUAAGACUUUUUAGUGUAUAUAAGAAAGCACGCGUAAUUUUAAGAUAUUUUAGUUUUAACAUAAAUUAUUACAUUUUAAAGAAUUGUUAUUUAUCUAUUCAUAUAUUUACAUAAAAAAAAUAUUGUAUUAAAAUAUCUGUAUUUAAAUAAUAAAAUGAAAUAGUAUUAUUAUAA
This is a messenger RNA of Nymphalis io (European peacock), 758 nucleotides long. RefSeq names its product troponin C, isoallergen Bla g 6.0101-like. The transcript is spliced from 6 exons. Bases 87 to 545 code for a protein of 152 amino acids. Lineage: Eukaryota; Metazoa; Arthropoda; Insecta; Lepidoptera; Nymphalidae. The record is from RefSeq and is a predicted model, not a curated record. Gene Ontology annotation, molecular function: calcium ion binding; enzyme regulator activity.